Molecule: messenger RNA, 1175 nt
Organism: Momordica charantia (bitter melon)
Lineage: Eukaryota; Viridiplantae; Streptophyta; Magnoliopsida; Cucurbitales; Cucurbitaceae
Gene: ABCI17
Product: non-intrinsic ABC protein 3
Biological process (GO): phosphate ion transmembrane transport
Cellular component (GO): membrane
Molecular function (GO): ATP binding; phosphate transmembrane transporter activity; ATP hydrolysis activity
Source: RefSeq, a predicted model, not a curated record
CUUCAUGUGACUAUUUCUCUAUAAAAGUUGACAUUAUUCCAGAAGAGAAUCUCAAAACAAAACAGAGACGUGAUUGUCCUGUUAUGAAACCACUUUCGAUUGCAGAGAAAAAGUAUUCCAAUCAUUCCAUUUCAACUGGGUGCGGCUCUAUUCAGUCCCUUCUUCAUCCCACGCCAUUAUUUUACCACCACAAGCUCUUCUGCAACUUUCAAGUUUCGACCCGUCGGCCAGAAUGAUUCCAGAUUCUAUUGAUCCGGCCCACCACUCCAACGGCGAUCGGCUCCGGGAGCAUCUACUGGUGGUGAGCGAGGAAAGUGAAGACGGAGGAGUGGAUGGUCAUCUCAAGAUUCGGAUUCGUAAUCUGACCAAGGUUUCGGACGGGACGGAGAAUCCGAUUCUGAGAGGAAUCAGCGUGGAUAUACCCAAGGGGAAGAUCGUCGGAAUUAUUGGGCCGAGCGGAGGCGGGAAGUCCACGACGCUUAGGGCUCUCAAUCGGCUCUGGGAGCCGCCGCCGGGGACCGUGUUUUUGGACGGUCACGAUAUCGUCGAUCUCGACGUUCUCGACCUUCGCCGGAAUGUCGGCAUGCUCUUCCAAAUCCCCGUUCUCUUUGAAGGGACUGUUGCUGAUAAUAUUAGAUAUGGACCACAGUUAAGGGGAAAGAAGCUGAGUGAUGAUGAAGUUUACAAGUUACUCACUAUAGCAGAUCUCGACUCCUCGUUCUUUAGCAAGAACGGCUCUGAAUUAUCGGUCGGGCAAGCUCAACGUGUCGCACUCGCUCGUACCUUAGCAAACGCGCCUGAGGUGUUGUUGCUCGACGAGCCAACAAGCGCAUUGGAUCCAAUCUCGACAGAGCACAUCGAGAACGUGCUGGUGAAGCUGAAGAAGAAGAGGGGAUUAACCAUUGUAAUGGUGUCCCAUAGCAUCAAACAAAUCCAGAGAAUUGCAGACAUAGCCUGCCUGCUCGUGGACGGCGUGAUCGUCGAAAUCCUAUCCCCCGACAGACUCUCGGAAGCAAAGCACCCAAUGGCCCUCAAGUUCCUUGAACUCGGCUCUUGAAAUUUAAAAAAGAAAAAACCCUUCAUUGUUCAUGUGUCCUCGUGUUUGUUUGUACACACAUUCAAAGAUUUCUCACUUCCAAUGAAGACAAAACAAACAAACAAUGUCGUAUCGGUAU